AUGGACCAUCGAUACACCUCAAGACAUCACGAACCCCCCGGCAGAUACGCAUCUCAGUCCGCUCAACAGCCUUGGCUGGAGUGGUUCAAGAAUCCCACCGUCCUCAUAGUCGCUGCCGGAAUAUUGUUCACAGCCUUCUAUCAGUCGCUUCAUUCUUCACCCUUUCAUCGCCACCGGCACCCCGGCGAGCUGCUUUGGGACUUACUCAUUACCAUCACGCCUGCUGCGCUGCUCUACGCGAUCGAUAACUGGCUCAACCCUCCCAUGUUCCCGGGCCUCAAGUCCUCACGCCCACGAACUUUUGCUGCAAAGAGCGAUCUCCUGAGGAAACUAUUAGGCAUGGAUCAACCAGGGGGUGGCAUCAUUGGCUCGGUCGCGAGCGCAGGGAAGAAGAGUCUUUCUACACUAUCUGGUCGUUCUCUCCUCAAGGGCGAUCCUCACACACCAGCUGGUCUAGGCAACAUAGAUUAUUCCUGCUUCCAAAACAGCAUUCUUCAAGGCCUGGUUUCGCUACAGCCUCUGCCAGAAUAUCUUGAAAGUGCAAGAGUCGACCCCGUGGAGGCAGACCAAUCUUUACAGCAAGGCUCUGCAGGCACCUUGCAGCAGCUGAUUCGUGAGCUCAAAGACCACGAGAACAAUGGAAAGACCCUGUGGACACCUGCCAAGCUCAAGUCGCUUCACAGCUGGGAGCAACAAGACGCUCAAGAAUACUUUUCCAAACUUCUGGACGAGAUUGAGAAGGAGGUUGUGAAGGCUGCCAAGGGGCAAACAAAACAAUCCGGCUUGGAGACUGCCCUGACCAAAGAUGACACUGAGAGCCAUCACAGUGAUGAUAGCGGAUAUCUAUCAGCCACCACAUCCUCCAAAUCAAGCUCUGAAUCAAAGGUUGCCCGCAACCCUCUCGAAGGCAUGACUGCGCAACGAGUUGCCUGCGUUCAGUGCGGAUACUCGGAGGGCCUCUCCCUACAGCCUUUCAAUUGCAUCACGCUUAAUCUUGGUGUUGGGACCAUGCAACAUGAUUUAUAUGAGCUGCUCGAUCAUUAUACGCAAAUCGAGUUUAUUGAGCAGGUCGAAUGCAACAAGUGCACACUUCUCAAAGCGAGAGACAUCCAGACAACGGUUCUCCAACAACUCACUGGGAAACCCGAAUUCGUGUUGCAAGGGGUGCGGUCACGCCUUGCAGCCGUUGAACAGGCAUUAGAAGAGGAUGAUUUUGAGGAAAAGACUCUGAAAGAGAAGUGUAAAAUCUUGGCGCAACAUCGCUCGAGCUCAACCAAAACCAAGCAGGUUGCAAUCGCCCGACCUCCCAAGAGUCUGGCCGUUCACGUCAACCGGUCUGUUUUCGACUUCAAUACUGGCCACAUGUGGAAAAACAUGGCUGCCGUCAAAUUCCCCCGGACUCUUGAUCUCGGCCCUUGGUGUCUGGGUAGUGCUGAUCACACGGCUGCUUUUCGUAAAGAGUCCUUGGUAGAUGUCGAAAAAGAUGAACUCAGCCGUGAUCAGGAAACUUGGGUAUCAGACCCUAAGGCUUCAAUGAUCUCCGGCGACCGCCAUCCUUCACAGAUCAGCGGACCAAUUUAUGAGCUGCGCGCAGUCGUCACUCACCAAGGUCAGCAUGAAAAUGGUCAUUACAUUUGCUUCCGAAAGCAUUCUACAGAGGAAAAGGUCCAAUCACGGUCAGACUCGGCCGACGAAGAGACGGAAUCUCUAGACACGGAGAAGACUCUAGUCGAAACGACCAGUAACGAAGAGGACACAGAAAAGUGGUGGCGGCUCAGCGACGAAAGCGUCUGGGAAGUCGCACAAGAGGAUGUUCUGGGCCAAGGCGGAGUUUUCAUGCUGUUCUACGAUUGUGUUGAUCCUCAUUCAGUACUGGUAUCUGAAUCGGGGAAGGCCGAACCGGAGCUCGAGCAAGCUGCGGAAGCACAACCGAAAUCGACAUCUUCGACUGCUACCCAGGCUGUAGAUGGUACGGAUCCAGUCUCCGAGCCUUCUAUCAAAGUACCCGUUGAAGAAAUGGAAACACCCCAAACAAUGAUCAAGAUCGGAACGCCACAAUCAAGCGAUCCCAUCAAGAUAGGCGAAGUUGACAACUUUAUUGUUGGUCUUCUGAGUAGACCAAACUCCUGA
Molecule: messenger RNA, 2130 nt
Organism: Pestalotiopsis fici W106-1
Lineage: Eukaryota; Fungi; Ascomycota; Sordariomycetes; Amphisphaeriales; Sporocadaceae
Exons: 1
Coding region: 1-2130 (709 amino acids)
Biological process (GO): protein deubiquitination
Cellular component (GO): nucleus; cytosol
Molecular function (GO): cysteine-type deubiquitinase activity; cysteine-type endopeptidase activity
Source: RefSeq, a predicted model, not a curated record